AUGCUCACCGAACGUUUCGAGGAUCUACGACUGAUCAUUGAUCGCCACAUCGAAGCGUUGAAUCGAAUGCCGAAGAUUGCGAAGGAAAACGCGGUUGAGUUGCGGAGAUUGGUGGAUAAUUGCUCGAAAAAUGUGGACGCGUUGAAGAAUUUGGACCUCCCUGUCGAAGGGCUGGGCGAAGCCAUGCUGGUCAACCUGAUUUCAUCGAAAAUGGACAACGAAACGAGAAAAGUUUGGGAAACCAAUCAAAUUCCUGGUGAGCUCCCCGAGUAUGGGGCAACCAUGAACUUUUUGAAGGAGCGCUGUAAGGUGUUGGAGAAGAUCAGCAUGAACACGAAAAUUAGUGCGGACAUUGCAAAACCAUGCCGUCCGGCGGCGAAGAGACAUACGCUGGCUACAACAGUUGGACAAAAGUGCCCAGUGUGCAAAAACGAACAUGAACUGUGGAGAUGCGAUGACUUUAAAAAAAGCCAUCGUACAAAUGAGUGCCCUUCGUCGAGUUCCUGUAAAAAGUGCGGCAAGCGCCAUCAUACGUUCUUGCACCCUGAAGAUGGCAAGAAUGUGGCAGCGAAAACGUCAGAUGUUGAAACAAAAGUCGGCAGCCGUGUCGAUGAACCGCAGGUGAAAACGGCUUCGGUAGUUGAAACUGAUCGGGUAGAGGCAACAUCAACACUCUGUACCCACGACGAAGCGUCGAAGCAUCAAUGUCUACUGUCCACCGCCGUCGUCAUUGCUUACGGUGGUGCAGGAUUACCGUUUCCAUGCAGGGUUUUGCUUGAUUGUGCCUCUCAGUCGCAUUUCGUCACGGAACAGUUUGCCGAUAUGCUGGCCUUGCGGAAGGAACCUGCUGAUUACCUUGUUAGUGGGUUGGACGGAAAGAACACCAGAAUAAGAACCAGAAUCCAGUUGAAGAUUGCAUCCCGAAUCAACAACUAUUCCAUUGUGCUGGACUGCCUCGUCACACCGAAGAUCAUCGGUGACUUGCCGACGCGAAAUCUGGAUGUUCGCAAAUGGUCAGUUCCGGAUAAAAUCGAGCUCACCGACCCCUUGUUCUUCAAGAAGAAUCGUAUCGACGUUUUGAUCGGAGCAGACGUUUUCUGGGACUUGCAGAAACCAAAUCGUUUGAAGCUAGCUUCGGAUUAUCCAACAGUGACAGAAACUGAACUCGGUUGGAUAGUUGGUGGGGCUUUUCCAACAACAGAGAAGCGACAUCAGCGGGCCCUCUGCACGGUAGUCGAAAUUGAGAACCUGGGUGAUUUGCUCAACAGCACUUUCCAGCGGGACGAUGCUGGCCGAUUUUUCGUUCGGCUCCCGUUCAACGAGCAUAAGGCAGACAUAGGCGAAUCGAAGACGAUGGCGGUGAAACGAUUCCUAAAUCUAGAACGCAAGUUAGACAGGGAUCCUUCACUGAAACAGCAAUACGCAGCGUUUAUUCAUGAGUAUCAGCGAUUGGGCCAUAUGCAGGAAAUCGACCCAACAAUGAGUGAUAAAGACGGUUUUUAUCUUCCUCACCACUGCGUCAUCAAGCCGUCGAGCACAACUACGAAACUUCGAGUUGUUUUUGAUGGAUCGGCGAAGUCUUCCAGUGGAACGUCCAUAAAUGAUGCCCUGAUCCCGGGACCAAUUGUGCAGAAUGAUCUGGUGGCGAUACUGUUGAAUUUUCGCUGCCUACGUUACGUCGUUACCGCAGACGUGCCGAAAAUGUUUCGGCAGAUUGGUGUGCAGCAGCCGGACAGGAAGUAG
Aedes albopictus (Asian tiger mosquito) is the source of this 1743-nucleotide messenger RNA. RefSeq lists its product as uncharacterized. Lineage: Eukaryota; Metazoa; Arthropoda; Insecta; Diptera; Culicidae. Bases 1 to 1743 code for a protein of 580 amino acids. The transcript is spliced from 3 exons. The record is from RefSeq and is a predicted model, not a curated record.